GCCGAGAACUGCAGCACUCAGCACAGGUGAGCGCUAAUUGACAGCAGGACCACGCCAUGUGAGAGACCUGUGGAGCAGCACUGCAGGAAAGUGUACAACAUGCCGAUGAACAACAACCAGAAGGUGCAGAGUGCAGCUGCCAGGCUGGCCAAGCUGCCAGUGGUUUACUCAGCUUGUACCAAGCUGUCAGUCUUAUACAUUAACACUAAACACAGCCACCCCAACCUGAGGUCUGUGUGUGAGGGGCUGGAGAGCAGCGUGGCAGCUAUAGUUACACCUGUCUGUGUAAAACUGGAGCCCCACAUGUCCAUUGCAAUUGACGUGGCAUGUAAAGGUCUUGACUGGCUGGAGACUGCGUUCCCAGUGCUCCACAUGCCCACAGAGCAGAUUGUUGCCACUGCCAAGAACAAGAUGCAUGAGAUCCAGGAUGUGGUGAGCAUAGCAGCUAAUGGGACUGUGGACUGCGUACAGCACACAGUCACAUGGCUGAUGGCCGUGAGACAGCAGGGUGAUAACCAGGCUGACCAGCCUCUGGUGGAGAGAGUCAUCACUGUGGCCAGUGUGGGACUGGACUCUGCUCUGAUCAUGUCGGAGGUUCUGAUGGACCGAGUGCUUCCUCCCACUGAAGAAGAGGAAGAGGAAGAAGCUCACUUGUUGGAGGGUUUCGAGGCAGCCACGGUCAGGAGACGUUACCCUGCACGACUGGCUUCGCUCACUGUCAAGCUGUGUAGGAGGACCUUCCACGUGGUUGGGUCCAAGAUGCCGUCUAUUCAGGUAAUGGAGAAUUUGUCCAGGCCUUCAAGUCUGGUUCAGGACCUUCAGACCAGCUGCCUGACCUUGGUCUGGGGCAUCCAGGGACUGCCUCAGCAUAUGCAGCAUCAGCUCGUGUCUGUGUUCUUCUUUUUUUCCCAGAUGUACAACUUAAACUACCCACCUUCCCAACACCAGGACGACAAAGACAGACGCUGUCUCAAUGCAGCCGAGACUUCCCCAACUCACAAGGACGUGGUCUCUGCUCACCCACAAACUACGCCAUCUAGUGGCCAAAAGAGGCGGCCAGCCAAAAUGUCUCCAUUUAACAAUGGGUAUAAUGUUAAAGGAUGCGUUCGUCGCUGAACACUACUGUAAUUAUUUGAUAAACACAGUUGUGUUAAGCUAAUGUUCCGCAGCUCUCAAUGAGGUGCAACUGAAAUAAAACUUAAAUUCAUUCA
Molecule: messenger RNA, 1211 nt
Organism: Morone saxatilis (striped sea-bass)
Lineage: Eukaryota; Metazoa; Chordata; Actinopteri; Moronidae
Product: perilipin-2-like
Biological process (GO): lipid storage; positive regulation of triglyceride storage
Cellular component (GO): lipid droplet; cytosol
Source: RefSeq, a predicted model, not a curated record